This is a messenger RNA of Sungouiella intermedia, 879 nucleotides long. The record is from the annotation of a GenBank genome assembly. Lineage: Eukaryota; Fungi; Ascomycota; Pichiomycetes; Serinales; Metschnikowiaceae.
AUGUCAACUUGGAAAUCCCUUAAAAAGUCCCUCUCAUGGGCCCUCCCCACCCCACAAGACAUCACAAGCAUGGAGGUUCGAACUCCCUCUGCACGGAUCAUCAAAUUGAAGUCCUCUUCCACUCUGCUUAACGUCGACUUGACAAACUGCAAUGCAUACAUCACUAACGCCAAACCCCCUGCUCCUCCUUCGGCUAUAGCCUACGAAAAAAUACUGACUCUUUCACAGAAUUCGACAGUUUCGUCAGCAUUGACGUCCAAUACUUUGCCGUCAACAAUGUCAACAGCCCACUACGUAUCGGCCGCCACUUCUGUAUCCACGCUUUUGGUAGAUCAACCCGAUAACACACAUGCGGCAAAUUGUUCGCUGAUUGUGCAGCCUCCUGAUCCUGUGCCUAGCACUGAUAACGAUUCCUUCCAGAUGGCCGGCAAAAAAUACCGAAGAUCCCUCUAUCGGAGCAUGGGUGAUUACUGUAGAAAUGUGCGAUCCCUGGUUGCCCGUAUUUCGUUACAGCCAAGAACUGCGAAAGACGGUGGCUCCAUUAACUCCCGCAACAGCCACGAUUCAUCAGAUAGUAUCGACACACUUGCACGAGAAUACCUGGAGUUUUUGGCGGCAUCCAACGAGUUUUUGGACUACGAUAUUUCAUUUGGUGCCUUUUUUUACAUGUGGGAAACUCCAUCUUCAACAAGUUUCAAUGCUGGAGAAAAAACACCCACAUGCUAUCGUCAGAGCCCGAAACUGUGUACCGUACCCAACUCAAAAAUGCCUGCAUCUAAUCCGAAGAAGGUGAAUGCCUUCGGAAAGAUGCGUUCAAGUCACGUGCAUAGAAAGCUUGCCAGGCGUUUUAGCUUGGCUACCAAGGAGGUUCGAUUUUGA